Molecule: messenger RNA, 3082 nt
Organism: Labrus bergylta (ballan wrasse)
Lineage: Eukaryota; Metazoa; Chordata; Actinopteri; Labriformes; Labridae
Gene: dnajc30b
Product: DnaJ (Hsp40) homolog, subfamily C, member 30b
Source: RefSeq, a predicted model, not a curated record
CCUUACCCCUUCUCCCUGUUGUUUCUUCUCCCUUCGGUGAAAUGGCAGAGGUCGGUCAGAGGCUCGGGAGCGGAGCUUACCGACUGACCGCGCUGAGAAAAAGCCAAAGUCGACCGGCGGUCAUCGGCGAGAGUCCCGCACCUCUGCUCGUUAGCGGCACAUUCAAUGGCAGCCGGAAAAAGCAGGACUCAACCCAGGGUCGUCGUGAAGUGUCAAACAGAAGAGCAACACGGUGCAAACUGGAGAAAGUUUCCAGGGUGAGAUCAGGUGAAAGUCAACAAGAACAUUGGAAUUUGUGUUGUACUUCAUCUGUUAUGCUGGAGUCUUCCCGUUUCAUCGAUUUUGUUCCUAACAGAGGCAGCAUACACUCUGACAUAACAACCUUGUACCUCUCAAGACUACAGCCUCUCCAGCAGGGGAAGCUGCUGCAAGCCAGGAUGACAUCGUGGACCAGCAGAGCCGCGUCCAUCUACCCUGACAACUCAAGGUUCCCUCAGCAGCAUCGAGCGUUUUGCACUCUUGUUUUGAUUCUUACUGAGCAGGGUUCAGAGAGGUCAGGUGGUGGUGGUGGUGGACUGAGACUGAAGCGUCUGAAGCUUCACCCGGACACAUUGCAAGCUUCCACCACCUGCAGAAGCUACAGCUGGAGGAGUGACAGCAGCUCGGAAAAGGUUCCCCCGCUGUUCAGAAGCAGGACAGCGUACUACGACAUCCUCAAGGUGUCUUCAAAUGCCACGCAGUCCCAGAUCAAGACGGCUUACUACAAGCAGUCCUUCAUCUACCACCCUGACAAGAACCCAGGGAGUGAUGAGGCCACACAGCUCUUCUCUGAGAUCAGCGAGGCUUACACCGUGCUGGGCAGCAUCAGCCUGAGGAGGAAGUACGACCGUGGUAUCCUGAGCCAGUCAGACAUUCAGAGUGCGGGGAGACCAUCCUCCAAAGAGACCGCGAGCAGAUCAACAGGGAACCCGCAGCAGCAUCAGCAGAGAGCCAGGCGGUUCUCCCAAGCGGGAGGGAAAACCAUGUUCGACUUUGACGCCUUCUACAAAGCUCACUACGGCGAGCAGCUGCAGAGGGAGAGAGACAUGAGAGCCAGGAAGCAGUACAUGGAGGAGCAGAACAAGAAGACUCAUCAAAAGUGGAAGGAGGGGAAAAUGAUGGAGGUGACCGUGGCCAUGUUGAUGGCUUUGGCAGGCUUUAUUUUUAUUAAUCUCCACGAGCCCUGAAAUAGAAGCAGCAGUGACUGGACCCCUGUGAGGUUGCAUGUUACAACUCUCAGGGUGGUUGGACGGGUGGGUGUGGGGGGGGAACAGGGAAGGGGUCCUACCUCAGAUAGUUUUGCAAGUGUUGCACAGUUUAUGACAGUUGAAGAUGCUUAUUUUUAGCGUGCUGCAGGCGUAGACACCGCCUGUGCACGUGUCUAUUUUGUUUGAAGCUGCAGAAUGGCUUGUUAUUCAUUUAAAAAAAAAAAAAAUCCCUAUACAAGGUGAGGCCAUUGGCAUCAUCAGGGUUUGUUUUUCCUGCAACAUAAGAAGCAUAUAAAAUAAUCUAGUAAUGGCAGUAAGAAAGCACACACCAUGUGGGCUUCUUCCUGUUAUUAUGGUUAUAUGGUAAGCAACCAUAUCAUAGUCUUGUUGAAGUUUGUGCUGACUUUGCCAAGAUAAAACCUGUGCAGGAACAAAACUGUUUGUAGUUUUUGAACCUCCAAAUAUUCUAUUAUGAAAUGCCAUAAAGAUUUUGUGUUAACACCUAAUUCAUUUAAUGACUGUUAGAAUUGAAGCCUUAAGCGAACAAGUUGUUUCGGCAGCUCGUAUUUUACUCUGUUCAUCCAAAUCCAGGACGAAGAUUGAAAAGUAGAAAUGUAUCACGCUGAAGAACGCACAAUUUUUCUCCCUUUCCUAGAAAACAGAUCUUUAAAAAUAAAGGAAACUACUUGUGUGUGUCAAAUGUGUAGAUAAUUUGCUAUUGGGAAAUGAACAGGCCUUCUUUGUGUAUAUGUGUAAGUACUGUACAUUUAUGUUAAAAAAUAUAUAUAUUUUAUUUUAGGGAUACUGUUAUAAAACAAUUUCUUCCUGAAUUGUAUAAAAUCUAACCAACCACUAGAGGGCAUCUGGAUACAUCAAAUCAUGUCCGUGUUCAUGUUUAUGUCUCCUCAGGAUGGCUGUAGUUAUAGACAUUAAACAACAACAGCAAAGAAAGGGGCUGCGCAGCAUGAAAUCAAACCUGUUCAAGUCUGAGAUCAUAUUCAAAUUCAACACAUGAGAAACAAUUGAAGCUUUAAUUCUGGAUCACUCGCUGUCAUUUAUGAACUAACACUGAAUGCAUUAAGACUGACCGCAUUCGCACAUUGGGUACUAAUUAUGGAGCAAAGGCUGUUAAAAUUAUAACUGAGACAAAAGCAAACCUCAUUUAAUUCAGGGGUCGCAUUUCUGUCGCUUAAGUUUGUCUCAACUUCAUUCAACAGUCUCUACAGAGCUGUUCACUAUCAGACUUUGUUAUCACCGAAGCUCCAGACUUCUUGGAGCCUUCCUUCACCACAUGUUCAUGACAUGUCAUCAUACAUGACUGCAUCCAAAGACGAUGACAUUCACAUUAAAAUAACUGCAGAAAGCGUGCAAAGUUUACUCACAUUUUAUUCACAGAAAUAUAAAGUAGUAUGUCAAGUACAUCACUUUGUACAAAAUUGCACAGACUCUUCAAAACUCAGACAACAGAAAAUCUAGCUUCAAGAAGUGUUAAGAAAAUAAAAGGGAGACAUAAGUAAUCUGUGAUAUGUGUGAGAUGGGCUCUUAAAACAGGUUCCACUGAGGAGGUUUCAUCUAGAAGAAAUAAUCAAUUAAACACGAACAAGACUUGAUAGGAAAAAUGUAAUUUACAGCGGCUGAGGAAUAAAUGUUUCAAAAAUAGAAUUCAAGUUGGCACAUGAACUGCUUUGUCCGCUCCUCGACCAAAAUUAAGAUUUCUCCUUUGAAGUUGGAUUACCAUGCUUGAAAAGAGAGAUGUCAACUAUUGAUAUGUUUAUUCCAACUGAACGAGUGUUGAUGAUGUGUGAAAUAAAGUAGCCAAAGUGUGUUUGCCUUUA